Diceros bicornis minor is the source of this 1038-nucleotide messenger RNA. It is a transcript of the gene PQBP1, whose product is annotated as polyglutamine binding protein 1. Bases 188 to 985 code for a protein of 265 amino acids. Gene Ontology annotation, molecular function: protein binding; ribonucleoprotein complex binding. The record is from RefSeq and is a predicted model, not a curated record. Gene Ontology annotation, cellular component: cytoplasm; nuclear body. Gene Ontology annotation, biological process: alternative mRNA splicing, via spliceosome. The transcript has 8 exons. Lineage: Eukaryota; Metazoa; Chordata; Mammalia; Perissodactyla; Rhinocerotidae.
CAUCCAGUUACUCCAAGCCUCGGGGAGAGAGGACCUCGUUCUGUGCUUUGGGAGAAGAGAGUUGUGGGGUCCUGGUGAUCAAGGGGCGACAAGAGAGAGGCGGCCGGUCUGACAGCCUUCCACUACCCGCGUGACUGUAUUGGUUCCGUCCACCCAGCUACUGUUGCAGGUCUGUCUGCUACCCGCUAUGCCGCUACCCGUUGCGCUGCAGACCCGCUUGGCCAAGAGAGGCAUCCUCAAACAUCUGGAGCCCGAACCAGAGGAAGAGAUCAUUGCCGAGGACUAUGACGAUGACCCUGUGGACUAUGAGGCCACCCGGUUGGAGGGCCUGCCACCAAGCUGGUACAAGGUGUUCGACCCUUCCUGCGGGCUCCCUUACUACUGGAAUGUGGACACAGACCUCGUGUCCUGGCUCUCCCCACAUGACCCCAACUCGGUCGUUACCAAAUCUGCCAAGAAGCUCAGGAGCAGUAAUGCAGAUGCUGAGGAGAAGUUAGACCGGAGCCAUGAGAAAUCAGACCGCGGUCACGAGAAGUCAGACCGGGGCCACGAGAAGUCAGACCGGGGCCACGAGAAGUCAGACCGGGGCCAUGAGAAGUCUGACAGAGACCGAGAGCGUGGCUAUGACAAGGUGGACAGAGAGAGAGAACGGGACAGGGAUCGGGACCGGGACCGUGGGUAUGACAAGGCAGACCGAGAAGAGGGCAAAGAACGGCGCCACCAUCGCCGAGAGGAGCUGGCUCCCUACCCCAAGAGCAAGAAGGUGGCAAGCCGGAAGGAUGAAGAGUUAGACCCCAUGGACCCCAGCUCGUACUCAGAUGCGCCCCGGGGCACGUGGUCAACAGGACUCCCCAAGCGGAACGAGGCCAAGACGGGUGCAGAUACAACAGCAGCUGGGCCCCUCUUCCAGCAGCGUCCCUACCCGUCCCCAGGAGCUGUGCUCAGGGCCAAUGCCGAGGCCUCCCGAACCAAGCAGCAGGACUGAACCCCAUCCACACUGCCCCAGGGUUUUUAAUAAAAGCUUUUCAGUGGAUCAUG